Molecule: messenger RNA, 10223 nt
Organism: Argiope bruennichi
Lineage: Eukaryota; Metazoa; Arthropoda; Arachnida; Araneae; Araneidae
Product: stromal interaction molecule homolog
Exons: 14
Coding region: 184-2499 (771 amino acids)
Biological process (GO): activation of store-operated calcium channel activity; intracellular calcium ion homeostasis; store-operated calcium entry
Cellular component (GO): endoplasmic reticulum; plasma membrane
Molecular function (GO): protein binding; calcium channel regulator activity; calcium ion binding
Source: RefSeq, a predicted model, not a curated record
ACGACAACGAAAGUAGACGCAUUGCUUUCGCGCCGAGCAGUUUUCGGAUUUCUCAUUUUACUUGUUUGUGUCCGAAUAAAAUGCAGAAUGUGAUCUGUGUUAUGAAAGCAUCCAGUGUUUUAUUUUCAUUUUAUUAUUAUGCCAUAGUUUUGUGAUAGUGUGCAAUUUUCUUUUCCUUGGAUCAUGGAUUUUGUGUUCAUUUUUUGCAUCCCUUGGAUUCUGUUGUCAAGUAUCGGAUGUCGGAAUUUUCUUAAGCACUUUUAUUUAUUGUUUUGUGUUGUGCUUUUUACAUGUUCAAUUAUAUCUGUAUCAUCGGAGGAUUCCGAAGUUUCCAAAGAAGAAUUUUUAAUCAAAUCAUCUAAAGUUAUUGAAGCUGUACCAAAUGUUUUACGCCGAGGUCUAUCAACUGCUACGGCAUUGCCUGAUGACUGGGACUGUGCUGCCGUGCUUGCGUGCGACGACCCUGUGGGUUACGAGGCUAUCCGGAGUCUUCACCGACAGCUGGACGACGACGCCAACGGCAGCAUCGAUGUCUCGGAAACCGACGAGUUCUUGCGAGACGAACUUCAGUAUGAGAAUGGACGGCACAAGGAAAGGCACAAAGAAUUCCAUGGAGAUGACAAAUAUAUUAAUGUUGAUGAACUGUGGCAGGCGUGGAGAAUAUCAGAAGUGCACAAUUGGACGGUUGAUCAAACUGUGGAAUGGCUGAUUACACAGGUUGAGCUACCACAAUAUGAGCACAAUUUUCGCAACAAUGGAGUGAAUGGAGCAGUUCUUCCUCUCUUAGCUCAAAACACCCAUAAUUUCAUUUCACACAACCUUGGCAUCAAAGAUUCUAUUAGCAAGCAAAAGAUAGCGCUUAAAGCUAUGGAUGUUGUUCUCUUUGGACCUCCUAAAUAUCGCAACUAUUAUAAAGACGUUUUUCUUGCCCUUUCCUUGCUGAUCGCAGUGGGUGGUUGCUGGUUUGCUUAUGUGCAGCACAAGCGUUCUCAGACCCACAUGGUCAAGAUGAUGAAGGACAUGGAAGCCCUCCAGAAGGCUGAAGAUUCUCUCUUUGAUCUCCAGAAAGAAUUAAGUAAAGCCAGGCAGGAGCAAGAAAUUGUCAGCAUUGAGAAACAAGAUCUUGAGAGGAGACUUCAAGAUGAAAUUUCUAUAGCUAGACAGAAAUAUUUAGAUCAUGCCAUGUGUGAAGGAGGUGAAGUAGGUGAUCAGGCCCGACUGCUUGAAUUGGAACGUGAACUGCAGUUAGCUCGCAAUGAUUUGCGUGAAGCAGAGAAAAAAUUGGAGGCCAGGCAUUGGGUAGCACCCACAAAACUGCAACAGUGGCUACAACUCACUCAUGAAUUAGAGUUAAAAAAUUACAAUGCUAAGAAAGCUAUUGCCGAGCAACAGCUACAGGCAGCAAAAGAAGGGUGUGAAAAAUUGAGUAAAAAAAGAGCUACUUUUAUGGGUGCAUUUAGAAUAGCUCAUGGUAGCUCUAUAGAUGAUGUAGAUGAUCGUAUUGUAAAAGCCAAAUCUGCUCUAUUUGAAGUUACCAAUGACCUUCAAGAGCGAAUGCACCGUUGGAAGCAGAUUGAGGUGUUGUGUGGAGUGCCUAUCAUUUUAAACCCUGGCCUCACGUUUCUAGAGAAUAUUCUUAAAUCUGGGAAAGGAAAUGGUACUGUAGGGAGUACUCAUUCAGGUUUGAGUACCCUGAGCUUAAGCAGUAGUGACACAACCCUCCGUGAAGAAAGUCCUCCUCCUUAUGUAGGAGUUGUUCAAACUUCUGUAACUUCCACUAAAACUACUGAGAGACUAAGCUUUAAAGGAAAGCGCUUUCUCAUUCACCGAGACAGCGGUAUUUCCCUUACUCCAGCAGCCCACAGUCCUGCCAUUUAUGGACCUUCCACCUCCAGAAAUGGUACAACCUCCAACAUUCCCCCACCCACUUACUCCAAGUCAAGCCCUUCCUUCACUAAGAAGAUUUCUUCAGAGGGUCCCUCUUUGUACAGUGCUGCUCUCCCUCCCACCGUAUCCAGAGUAGUUUACCCCAAGGAAUGCUACAGACCUGUGGAAAACUUAUCAUCAUUUGAGACAGACAAUGAAGAUUUAUCUAUUGUUGAGGAUGACUCCACUGAGAGAAGUGUCACACCUCCCUCCUUAGCUUCCUGCCCAGAGACACAACGCCCCGUGUUCACAGUUGAUGGGAACAGUGGAGAGGAACCUGUACAAAAGAGCAAAGACUCCGAACCUAUGAUUCAGCAGCUCACUACUGACCAGUCUAAUGGCAAGAUGUCGGACAUUGUGCGCAAAAUCAGUGCCAGUAUUAUGAGUGACAAGAAAAAGAAACCUGGCAGCUUGGUGAUUGAGGCACUGAAGAAAAGUGCCAGCUCCUCCAAUAUUAUAGAGAAUGCUGAUGGAGGUGCCUCCUCUGAGUCGUCAUCCAGUGUUGUCUCUGAGGAGAAAGUUAAGAAAAAGAAGUUCUUCCAGACACUUAGGCAUCGGAAACCUAAAUUUUGAUUUCUCUUCCCUCAGUAAUAGUGUCUGUGAAGAACUUGUGACAAUAUUUUCAUGAAACUAGGUCGUGAUUUUGCUGAAAAGAACCAAUUCACAGUAUAAUGCAUUAUCACUGUAUUGCACUGUGAUAAUUAAAUAUGGUAAAUCAUUUUUUGACCUCAGUAUUUGUAAAUUUAUUGUCUUUGUGUAAUUAAGGAACUGAUGAAUAUGCAAUUUUCUUCCUUUUUUGUGAUAAUACAAAUGCUAAAUGUUGUCGUACUUAGUCAGUUUUGAUACUGUAGAGAUGUCCUGGAAUGAGAUGUUUUCUAAUCAAUCCAGAUUAUCAAAUCUAUAAAGUAGUGUAUAUUUUUUUAAAGUUUGUGGCUUUAUUUUUUGAAUGAAAUAUUCGUACUGAAUCAUGAAUUUCUUGUAAAAGUUUAAUUUUAUGUUUUCUAAAGGAAUUUAAUUGGAAAGACUUAAAACUAUUUAGUUUUUAUUUUUCUUAGAAGUGGCAUGUUGUGCUACAUGUUCCUUUUUUUUUUUUUUUAAUGAGUGAAUUUGAAUCCUAGUUUUAUUAAAAAUAUCAAAAUUAAAAUUUUCAGUCUUGCUUUUUUUUAGUCCAGUUUUUAGUGAUUGAAUUUUUGUUAUUAUUAUUGAAAUGGCACUUCAAUUUUGCAUGUUGUUAAUAUGUAAACAAAAUUCCAAAGUUUCAUUUAGAUUUUAAUGAUUCUUCUCCUUUAGUUGCCAUAUAUUUGUAUGUCAUUGUUUAAAGAUUAUUUUUUAAGUAUUAUUUUAAAAAUUAUUUCUUUUGGCAAAGUAUUAUUUUGAAAAAUUAUAUUAGUUUCUUUUUAAUAAUAAUUAUAUAGAUAUGAGCUUAAAAAACUCUUUCAAAGGAUUUUCCCGAAUUUUGCAUUUAGUUUUUCGAAAAUUACAAUAUAUGACAGUAAUAUUUCUUGUAUUAUAUACUAAAUACUAAUGUUUGAAUGUAUCUUUUCUGACAUAGUUCUUCAAAAACUUGGGAAAUUUCAUGAAUGAUGCUUUUAAGCAAAGAAAUUAUUACUUAAUUGAUAGUUCUGAACUGCUUAUAAACGAUUUUUGCCGACUGUGAUGUGGUUCAUUUGCAAUUUUACGACCCAGUUUUACUUGUUUUAUGAAUGGAAUUUCACUGUGUGAAAUGUUGAAUUGUAUGUGUGGUAUUAGAGAUGAAUGUAAAUGCCAAGUGUAUACAUAUAUAUAUACCUGUGAAAAGAUAUUUAUAUCAGUUCAAAAGCACAUGUUGUGUUUUUACUUAAUAAAAUAUACUCCUUAUUUAUUUAUAUGGUUGCAUGAAUGAAAAAUCUUCCAUUGAAAUUCCUCUAAUUUUUUAAGCUUUUGACUGUGUCUUGUCUCAAGCAGUUCAGAGGAUAUGUGAGUGAUACAUUCCAUCAGCCAAGUGCUAUGUAGAAAGAUAUAGCUGAUUAUUUCUGUAUUAAAAAGAGAAAAGAAAAAUGCAGUAAGUAUUUGAUGCUCCAGUCUCUUCCAAAAUGAUGUUUGCCUUAAUCAUGCAAUUUUACUAUGUCUGAGCAUUAUCUGAAUUACCUAUUUGUACAUUCUGUAUAUUAUGUCUGGUUUCUGUACAGUGAAAGUAUGGAUUCCUGUAUGUCCUAAAUCAUGUUAAUAAAAAAAUUUAGUAAAAUUUUCAUGUGAAAAAUACUCAUGGAUUUUUGUCUCAAGCAAUAAAAUAGUGAACUGUUUAAAAACUUCAAUAAAACAUCCAGCAGCAAGUUUAUAAUGUGUUAAAAUAUUUUUCAAUGGCUUAAAUCAGUAUAAAAGUUUUUUUAUUUUUUAUGAAUGGAUAAAUUUGAUUUUGCUGCAGUGUAAGUAUUUACAUUUAUUAAAUGUAUUAUUUUAUUUUCAUGAUCAUUAAUUAUUGGUUUACCUGUGUGAUGCAGUAUAGCUUGUUGAAAUCAGCAUAACCGCACAUAACUUUUUAAAGCCAUAUCAUCAGAAAAACAAGCAAUAAUACAUUUUAAUUGUUUUUUUGUAAUAGAUAAUUCAUUAUAGAGAGUCUUAAAGUCAUGAAUUCAUGAUUUUCAAUUAUUUAUGAAGAUUCUUCAUUGUUGUAAGUAUUUCUUGUUUUUACAAUAGUAAAUUUCUUAGCUGUGCUAUAUUUUUUUCUAAUAUAAUGCCUUUGACAAAACAGUUAUAAAGGUCUUCUUCAAUGUAUAAUUUGCAAGUUUUAACAGUGUAACUUUGAUACUGAAAGGAAUGUCUUCUGAAAAUCAGUCUGAAGAUCAGUCAGUAUCAAAAUUGCAUAAACCCUUUCUUAUUUAAAAUGCUUCCAUACUUUUAUUUUUCUUGGAAUAUCCUACCUUUGUUAAUAUGACGAUUUACUAAUAUAGUUUACAAAGAUUAGCUUUAUUUUUGAUGAAGUUAUUUUUAAAGAAAUAAAAUGCUCAACAAUAAAAGGGUAUUAUAUUUGUAGACUCCAUGAUCUCAAUAUAAUGACUCAGAUGAUAUUAUUUGAAGUUUAAAAGUUAUGCAUUAACAUUUUCAUUCAUGCAUAUAUUCAUUUGUAAGAUUUUUUGAUGUUGUCAUCUGUAUUAUAAAUAGGCUAGUGCAUAUGCAUCAAGAUCUUGCAAUUGUUAAGGCAGCAGUAAAAAGCCAGAUAUUUCACUAAAAAGUUUCUUCACAUAUUCUAAAUCCUUAGACAAAAUCUUGUGCUAUGCAUAUAAGAAAGAAAUUAAGCUUUCAGAAUAAUUUCUUUCCUAUCUGUUCUUUCUUGGAUGUAAGUUUAUGUUUAAAGCAGUAUCUAAUCUUUUUUAUUUAGUUUUUUUAAUAAUUUAUAUUGUUUAAGAAAUCUGUGAUAAUAAUUAAAAUUACAUAUUUAUAAAAUAAUUAAAAAAUUAUUUUUUUAAUAUUUUGUAUUUAAUAUAAAAAUUUAAAGCAAAAUUAUUCCUAAAAUUUUUAUCAUUAAUCAUUUAAAUGUUAUAGAAAAAAACUGUUCAUGUUUAAAUAGAUAAUCAAUAGUUUUGUGGGAGAGGAGAAAAAAAGAGUUUCUGUAAGCUAGCUUUAUGUGAAUGUAGAAAUAUAAAAAAUUACACAAACUGCUAUUAUAUAAUAUGCAAUCUAUAGUUUGCAAUCAAUAGUUUGCGGAGUAUCUACUUCCAGUAAAUAAAGCGAAUGAAAAUAGCAAAUACAGAAUUUUUUUAUUUAUAAUUAAAAAGGUUAUAUAUUUCUUUUGGAAACUAAUUGAACUGAAAGACUUAUUUUUAUCUUUUAUAGAAAUAAGAUCCAAAUGGAUUUUGUUUUAAAUAGGUAUGCUUUUGGUUUUCUAAAUUUAUUUUUCCCUUGAGAAAAACAAGUUGAAAAUUAUCGGUAGUUUUUCAAAUCUGUGAAAUAGAAAUUCAAAAUUUACCUCUCUGGUGUUGUUUUUCUAAUAGAUAUUAUUUCAAAUAGUAUGUUGCAAAGGGCACAAUAGUUUCCUAAUUGUAUACUGCAGUUAGUACAAACACUUUUUAUUUAGUCAUAAGUACUGUUAGAUUGGAUUUUGUUAGGAAUAAAACUUCAAUUACAUAUUGCUAAAGCCUUCAGCUGUUAAGAUUUUCUUGUCCGUUUUGAAGUAUAUGCCUAAAGAUAGAGAAUCAAUACGCUAAAUGAUUUCAAUUCAUAUGAUUCAAUUUGCAUUUAGUUGUAAAAUCGUGACUUUCUUAUCAACAGAAAAGGGAUGUAAAUCUUAUUUUCAUCAAAAAUUAUUAUUUGUACAAUGAAUCCUACCUAUGACCUCUGAUAAAUAUUAUACUGAAGAUAGAAUAUCCAAGUGAAAUUUUUUAAGUGUUUGAAGAAUUUUAAGGUAUUUCUCUUCAACUUUUCAAGAAAUAAUUAACAGUAUUUAUCACAGAGUGAAAACACAAAUUUGUAUUUAAUAAAUCAGUUAUUAAAUAUUAGUUCUUUGUCUAUUGAUUUAGGUUGUUUGAUGAUAAAAAUAUUGAUUAAUCAUUAAAGAUUUUAGAAAACUUAUAUUUCAUAUCAUUGAUUUAAUUAAUUAUCAUAAUUUUUAAUGAUUUUAUUAAGCUAAAUAAAUUUUAUUAAUAAAUAAUAUUUGCAUUAAAUAUUUAUUUUAAUUUUUUGCAAAAGAAAUUACAACAUUAUAAGCAAAUUUAUUAUAAAUUAUAAUCAAUUAUAUAAUAACAUCCAAAACAUAGAUAAAUCAGAAAAAUAUUUGUUUUAAAUGACUGGACAUUUAUUUCAUUUUGCAUUAGAGACUCAUUUUUUUUUAUUGCAUGAAAUACUGCUUAAUUUAAGACUUGAGAAAUUAAUCACUGCAAUCAUUGUGUACUUUCCAGAGCAUAAACUGUACCUCUUUGUAAGAACCUUUGAAUUCAGAUGUCAUGCUCAAUUUUUGAGAUUCAAAUCUAUGACAACACUCAAUGAAGAUAUGAUUAAAGUUUUGUAAUAUUUUUUUAUUUGUUCAACUCCUUUUUACAAUAAUCACAUAUUUAGGUGAUCAGAUUGUUAUAUUCUAUUUCAGAAAUCAAAAUUUAAUAUAUGUAUAAAAUAUUUAUGAAAUGAAUUACAUUUUUUCAUGAAGAAAGGGCUUAAAUUUGCCGUGCAUAAAAGUUUGAGAAAAAAUGUUGGUGAAUUUCAUUUAGUUGUUUUAAGUGUAACUUUGUGCUGUGCAUAUGUAUUGUUGUAUGUUAUAUUAUUAGGAUUUUAGCAUAUAAAUAUCUAUGCAAGCCCAUUUUUACUAUAAAGAAUUAAUUUUAUUUUCUAGAACAGUGAUUAUAUUUUAAUAAUAUACAGUUUUUCCCAGUUUGCUAGUCAUAAUAAUACAAACUAUAUAUAAAUGUUAGAUUGUUAUAAUUGUUUAUUCAAGGUAUAGAACUGAAAGUAGAGAUAAAAAAAUCAAAACACUAGUGGCCUAUAUAUAUACAUAUAUGUUUAUUACAUGUUUCAACUCUGAACAAAAUGUUGUCAUAUUUCUGCAUUGCUCAUCCUGAAAUAAAUAUGUGAUCAAUUUGAAUUUUUUAUGUACCUUAUACAGCUCUCAAUUUGAGCUUGCUCAUUGAAGGGGUAUUAAAUGUUUGCAAAGCAAUAAAUUUAUAGUCUCGCAAUUUACCUUGCACAUUUAUAAUAGUAUUCUGCACUUAUAUAUAUAUAUAUUUUCGAUUCUUGAUACUUGUAUUCAGCUUCAUUUAAGUACCCUUAGGUUUUUGACUACUAGGGAAGUUAUGUUUCUUUCUUUUAAAUUCGAAUAAUAUUUUAUCAUGAAGCUAAAAUAUAUGCAACUAAACAUCUAUAAAUGUUUCAGCUGUUUUUGAAAUGUCGGUCUGAAUAUUUCUGUUUUGUUUAUUCCCCUUUCGGACAUUUCAUAGUUGUAAACAAGAUGUCAUGUUAUUUCUUGUGUGUUUCCACUUUUGAUGAUAUUAAAUUCUUUGUAUUAAUUUCAUAUAUUCUUAAAAUCUUUUAUUUGGCUAAAAACAUUGUCAUCUAAUGUAUUUACUUUAGUUAAAGUUUAUUUUGUUGGGAUAACAAUUAUUACUCCAAUAUGAAUUAUUUGUUAGUAUUUAGUGUAAUCUGCAUUGCCAUCUUACUGUAUAGUUUGACUGUAAUGGGUACACAUGUAAUCCUUAUCUAAGACUACUAUGUGUUCAUGGAUAUCUUCUUCGGUUCAAAACAAGAAAAUUAUCAUCUUCAAAAAAUGUAUCAACAUUACAUUUUCAAAACAUCAAAUUUUUUUUUAUUGAAUUUAUUUAUUUAAAUAUUUUUAUAUGGGAAAUUGAUAAUAAUUUUUGACUGAAAUGUGCCUAGUUACCUUAUUUAGUAAUGUUUUUGUUAUAUCAUUAUUAAUUACAUGAAUAAAAAGACACAAGUUUAAAAAGCAAAUAAAAUUCACAAGUAUAAAUGUAUAUAUCAUUCUAUGCAAAUAUGCUAAAUCUGAUGUUUUAUAAUAUUGGCAAAAUCUUUGUUUAAAAUAUUUUCUUUGCAAUAUUUAGUAAGGAUAGAUUUAUUUCAUUUUUCUAUUCUGAUUUCACUGUAAAAGAUUAAAACUUGAAUUUUUUUUUAAAUCUAUUUAUUCUUAAUAGUUCUGUAAUAAAAAUUAUUUUUAAUGAUGCCAAGUUUUGUAUUGAAUAUUUAGAAUUUUGGUAUUUAUUUUCUUAUCAUAAAUCAAAUUAUUAUUAUAUGCUUUGAUAACUGAAUGAUCUUGCAAUAACAGGCUAUUUUUUAUUAUUUAUUUGGAUGAGUGUGUCACCAUAUUUUUUAAUUAAUGAAACGAAAUAACGCUUGGCUGUAUUAUUAUUUUUCUUGAUUUGACACUACUCACAAAUUAUAUUUUCUGUGUGACAUCAUAUUCAAGUACAGUUAAAAUAAUUAAGUCUGUGGUGAAUAAAAAUUGGUCAUUUUAUUUUAAGAUUAUGGGAUACUAAAGGGUAGUUUUUAUAAUUUAAUUUAGUUACUGAAUGAAAAUAGAAUUUUAUUUUAUUUUAUUGUGAAAUUCAGCAUUUAAAAUCUGAAUUUUGUGCUCCUCUAGAGUAUGUUUCUAAUUUUCAAAAAGACGUAUGAAAUAUUAGCAUAACAAUCUUAAUCACGAUUUUUGUUUAUUAAUUUUUAAAUCUUACUUUUAUUUUUUAUAUAGAAAAUAUUAAGCUUCUUCAUGUUUUUAGUUUGUUUUUUGUAAAAAUACAAGCCAAUUCUACUAAUUUUUUUUCUCAAUGUCAUGAAAUAUCCAUUAAUUUCUGAAAUUAAAUUAGAAACGUCAUCUAAGUCACAGUUGAAGAGUCUUAGCUCAUUUUAGAUUUUUAAGCUAUAGUUAAGUUAGCAUUUAUUCUGUGUGUAAUAAUAUAUUUCAUCUUAUGGAAUUUUUUUAAAAGCAUUUCUCUUUCUCUCUUUUUAAGUACUUCUCAUUAAUCAUAAAAUAUUUCUAAAUAUGCAGUAACUCUCAUGUGAAUGUUUGUAAGUGGUUAAAUUAUCUUGUAUGUUGGAAUCUGUAUGGAAGCAUUCAGUUUAAUUGUAAUCUUAAUUUUGGUGUUAACUGGUGAAUUUCCAGUUACACAAAUGGUACACUAGAUUUAACUAGAUGGCAAUAUAACACUAGAAAUGAUUUUGAUUUAAUAAAUUGCUCGAAAUUCAUAUAUACAGGAAAGAAUUAAAAAAGAUGCUCAGUAAAAAAAAGGUUUCCAAAUUUCAUUAAAUUUUUUAAUUAAUUUAUUACAUUUAAUGUAUAAUCUCUGUUUUGGGUAAUUUACCUAUUAAUAUUUAAUAAAAACCAAAACACAAUUAUAUUAAUGAUAAAGAUUCUACUUUUCAAUUAUUACAAAGUUAAUAUGUAACAUUAAUUUUUUUUUUAUUUCACUUCUAACACAACUGCUAAUGAGACUUAUUAUAUUUUUAAUUCUCUUAUGUAUUUAAGCAAGCUAUGUUUUUUUUAAAGAAACAAAUAAUUAUGGCAGUCUACAAGAAAGUUUCUGUUGUUUUUCAACGAGUUUCAACGAAAUGUUUGUGAUAAAAGGCAAUCUUAAAGGUAACAAGUGAACUGAAUGUUUCUUGUAUUCGACUGAAUUUUUUGAAAGAAGAUCUCUCUCGAUUUUCGAAAAAUCUGUCUCCAAUCGCAUUACAAUCCCAAAUGUCUUUCCAAUGUUUCUAUAAAAAAAAGUAUUUAUAAUAAAAGAAGAAAAGUAUUGUUACAAUUGUGUGUGUGUGAACAAGUGUACAUAAGGGCAUUGUAUUUUGAAGGAAAAAAAUGUUCAAUAAAAAAAUCAAAAUGUGAA